Eurypyga helias (sunbittern) is the source of this 1764-nucleotide messenger RNA. RefSeq names its product contactin-3-like. Lineage: Eukaryota; Metazoa; Chordata; Aves; Eurypygiformes; Eurypygidae. Gene Ontology annotation, molecular function: cell-cell adhesion mediator activity. The transcript has 13 exons. The record is from RefSeq and is a predicted model, not a curated record. Gene Ontology annotation, biological process: brain development; cell-cell adhesion. Bases 1 to 1764 code for a protein of 587 amino acids.
AUGUACAGUUCUUUCCAAGUCAACGUGCAAGACUGCGUGAGAAUCAUGUUAUUAAAGGAUGGAGGACUGAGGAUAGCUAACGUGACCAAAGCUGAUGCUGGAAGCUACAUGUGCCUGGCCACAAACCAGUUUGGAACAGCCAGUGGCUCCACUAACUUGAUAGUUACAGAGCCAACCAGAAUUACUUUGGCACCUUCCAACAUGGAUGUCACUGUCGGGGAGAGUGUCGUCCUGCCUUGCCAGGUUCAGCAUGACCCUAUACUGGACAUCAGCUUCACCUGGUACUUCAAUGGAAUGCUCACCGAUUUCAAGAAAGACGCUUCUCAUUUUGAGAAGGUUGGCGGGAGUGCCUCAGGAGAUCUAAUGAUUAGAAACAUCCAGCUGAAACAUACUGGAAAAUACGUUUGCAUGGUGAAGACGGAAGUGGAUAGCGUAGCCUCUGCGGCCGACCUGAUCGUACGAGGCUCACCUGGGCCCCCUGAACACGUGAAGGUGGAUGAAAUAACUGAUACCACGGCUCAGAUCUCCUGGCAAGAAGGCACAGAUAACCAUAGCCCAGUAACCACCUACACCAUACAAGCACGGACACCUUUCUCCGUUGGCUGGCAGCGAGUUACAACAGUUCCAGAUGUGAUUGAUGGAAAAACAUUCACAACCACAGUAGUGGAUUUAAAUCCUUGGGUUGAAUAUGAGUUUCGUGUAGUUGCCAGUAACAAAAUCGGAGGCGGAGAACCGAGUUUGCCCUCAGAAAAAGUAAGAACUGAAGAGGCAGUUCCUGAAAUUCCCCCAUCUGAAGUCAGUGGGGGAGGAGGCAGCAGGUCUGAGCUGGUCAUAACAUGGGAUCCCAUCCCUGAAGAAUUACAGAAUGGAGAAGGAUUUGGCUAUGUUGUUGCCUUCCGCCCCUUUGGCACGACCACAUGGAUACAGACUGUGGUCACCUCUCCUGACACGCCCCGAUACGUCUUUAGGAACGAAAGCAUCUUGCCCUUUUCGCCGUAUGAAGUCAAAGUUGGUGUCUAUAACAACAAAGGAGAAGGGCCAUUCAGUUCAGUCACCACCGUUUUUUCAGCUGAAGAAGAACCCAGCGUAGCGCCCUCCGGCGUGUCUGCCACCAGUCUGUCGUCCUCCGUCAUCGAGGUCUCCUGGACGGCCAUUCCCUGGAAGAUGAGCAGCGGCAGGUUGCUGGGCUACGAGGUUAGGUACUGGAAUAACGGUGGGAAAGAAGAAUCUUCGAACAGGGUAAAAGCUGCAGGGAAUGAGACAUCGAUAAGGAUAACAGGUUUGAAGAGCAACCUGGCAUACUACACAGCUGUCCGUGCGUACAACAGCGCUGGAGCAGGGCCCUUCAGUGCCACAGUCAAUGCUACCACCAAAAAGACACCUCCCAGUCAACCGCCGGGAAACGUAGUGUGGAAUGUCACUGACUCCAGAGUAAUCCUCAGCUGGGAGGAAGUGAGAGCUAUGGAGAACGAGUCUGAGGUGAUCGGGUAUAAGGUUUUGUACAGGACCAGCGGUCAGAGCAGGAUGAACGUGCUGAGCACGGAGAAGACGACAGCGGAACUUGUGCUCCAGUUCAACGACGAUUACGUUAUAGAAGUUAAAGCAACGAGUGACGGCGGAGAUGGCACGAGCAGUGAUCAGAUCCUGAUUCCCAGACUAGCCAGUAUGGAUGCAAGAGGUUCUGGUUCAUCCAUCUUGAGUAUCUUCAGUGUAUCCAGCUUCUUCCUGACAAUAUUUUCCUUGACUCUUAACUCAGUGUUGUGA